Messenger RNA from Alternaria alternata, 1044 nucleotides. Its product is annotated as methyltransferase-like protein-like protein 10. The transcript has a single exon. Gene Ontology annotation, molecular function: protein-lysine N-methyltransferase activity. Lineage: Eukaryota; Fungi; Ascomycota; Dothideomycetes; Pleosporales; Pleosporaceae. The coding region runs from base 299 to 1021 and encodes 240 amino acids. Gene Ontology annotation, biological process: peptidyl-lysine dimethylation; peptidyl-lysine monomethylation. Gene Ontology annotation, cellular component: cytoplasm. The record is from RefSeq and is a predicted model, not a curated record.
GGUGGUGAGGUCCCGAACUAGGCCGGAAGAGUCUACCAGAAAAAGGAGAUGACUACGUUGUAGCUCGACUGCCUUGUUGGGUUGACGGUAUAUAGUGGUGAGAUAAUUCGUAGUAGCGAAGGGUGAUUGUAAAUGUCUGGUCGACUCAAUUGUUAUACCCUGUCAUUCUUAGCGCAGCCUGCCUCGCUUGCAUGGUGCGCGGGCAUCUAGCCAGAAACCAAACAGCUGCCCCUCCAGAAAACAGCACCGGGUCUCCUGUGCGACUACACUUGCUCUAUUUCCUCCGCAUACCCACUCGAUGACUGCACCUACACACCUCGAUCCCAGCGAGCUGGGAACCAAAUCCUACUGGGACGCGGCCUAUAGCACCGAGCGCCAAAACUUCGCCGCGAACGCAGAGGACGAAGGAACGAUAUGGUUCAGCGACGCGGGUGCCGAGGAGCGCAUGUUAUCUUUUCUUGAGGAUCUCGGCGAUGAAGGCCACGUACACAAAGAAGGCGAUGAGGGCGACAAGAAAGCUGCACGAUUCUUAGACCUGGGAACAGGGAAUGGGCAUCUACUGUUUGCGCUGCGGGAAGACGAGUGGAACGGCGAGAUGGUGGGGGUUGAUUACUCUGCGCAGAGCGUUACGCUUGCGACGUCAAUCCGCGAUGCGAAAGAUGCUUCUUACAAGGACAUUGCGUUUCAUGAGUGGGAUAUCCUGUCGCAGCCACCGGGCGCAUGGUUGGGCUCUGGCUUCGACGUUGUACUGGACAAAGGAACGUUUGAUGCUAUAUGCUUGUCACAAGAAGAAGACGCUCAAGGUCGCAGGAUCUGCGAGGGAUACAGGGAAAAGGUCGAGCCCCUCACGAAGAAGGGCGGCCGAUUUCUCAUAACGAGCUGUAAUUGGACAGAAGAGGAGCUCAAGGGCUGGUUUGGAGGAGGAGAGUUUGAGUUUGAGGGAAAAGUCAAGUACCCCAGCUUUACCUUCGGAGGCAAGACAGGCAGCAGUGUUGUUACGCUCUGCUUCAAGAGGACGUGAUUCCGCGCUUCUUUGCUGGGAGG